Molecule: messenger RNA, 3408 nt
Organism: Aureococcus anophagefferens
Lineage: Eukaryota; Pelagophyceae; Pelagomonadales; Pelagomonadaceae
Exons: 2
Coding region: 1-3408 (1135 amino acids)
Molecular function (GO): protein binding
Source: RefSeq, a predicted model, not a curated record
AUGGGCGGCGACGAGUGGUGGCUCGGGAGGGAGCUGCGGGCGCUCCUGGAAGCGCGGGCGGCGGAGAAGGCGGAGCAGUGCUGCGAGAAGGCGGCGUGCCCGACGGCCCCCGAUGCGCCGGAGAAGGCGGAGAAGGGCCCGCCCGCCCCGGCGCCGGUCCGCGCGUCGGCGGCGCGGCGCGCGCCCGGCGCGCCGUGGGACGACGUCGACGACGCGCUCGAGGCCGCGGCCGCGCGGAGCCGCUGGCUGUCGCCCGCGCAGGCGUUCGCGCUCCUGCGCGCCGAGCGCGGCCGCGACGCGCGCCUCGCGGCGCUGCCCGUGCGGGACACGGCGUCGCCCGCCGAGGCGAGCGCGGCCGCGUGCUACGUCGUGCGGAAGCGGCCCAAGGCGGAAGGCCCGCGCCAGCUCGCGGCGCCGGGCGCGGCGCAGGUGCCCGCGACGUCCCAGGGCCUCGUGCGCCCGGUGCCCGUGACGUUCCAGUCGGUGGUCAACUCCUACGUCCACUGGCUCGAGGAGCACCCGACGAUCGGCGUCGCCGUCUGCCAGAUGUCGCGGAGCAAGCGGAAGCCGUACCGGUCCCGGGAGCGCAAGGAGCUCCUCGAGGACGGCUACGACGAGUCGCAGGAUCGCAUCGUCUCCCACGGCCUCACGGGCCGCAUGUACAAGCUCGUCGUCCGCGGCCAGUCGCCGAAGCCGGACGCGCCCGGCGAGGCGCCGGCGGCGGCGCCGCCGGAGCUGCCCGCGGGCCCGCGCGUCCGCUGCGAGAAGAAGCCCACCCGCGGCGGCGCGUUAGAGGCGCUCGAGGGCAGCAGCAUCGUCCAGAUCUUCAUCGACGAGGCCGCGGCGCGCUUCCUCGGGCCCGCCCGUUCCCGCCCGGCCGCCCGCCCGUUCCGGCCGCCGCCGCCCGCGGACUACCCGACGCCGCGGCGCUUUGCCGUGCCCGCGGGGGCGUCCUACGGCGGCCUGGGCUACGGCUACGACGGCCCGCGCCUCGCGGCCUACUACGCGGCGCACUUCCCCUACUCGCGGCGCGCCGCCGCGCCGCGGCCCGACGGCGCCGAGGCGCUCCGCGCCGCGCGCGCCGCCGACGAGCCCCGGCGGCGCACCUUCGACGGCGCGACGACGUUCAGCCGCGACCCCAACGACGUGGCGCGGCACAUCUUCGAGGGCGCGCCGGCGCUCGGCCGCGACCCCAGCAACGCGGCGCGGCACACCUUCGACGGCGCGCCGGCGCCGCCGCGCCACCCGGCGUACGCGGGCCGCGCCGCGAGCGAGCCGCGCGGCGCCCUCGACCCCAACAACCUGGCGCGGCACACCUUCGACGGCGCGCCGGCGCAGUCCCACCCGGUGUUCUUCGACGGCGCUCCGCCGCGGUCCCGCCACCCCGCGUACCCGUACGAGCGCCGCGGCGCGGACCCCGUCUGCCUUUUUUUCGACGGCGCGCCGAAGCGGCGCCGCGCGGAGGAGCGCGCGCCCUCCGACGCGCCGCCGCCGGCGCACGCGCGCGUCGCCGGGUCGCCGGGCGACCCGUUCAGCCCCCGGAUGAAGCCCUACGCGCGCUUCUGGACGCUCCCGAGCGACGACGACGUCGCGGGACCCGACGAAAGUUACCGGGUCCGCGGCGACCUCGACGUCGACGGCGGCGGCGUCCAGCGGCCCUCCGCGCCGCCCUACGCGCCCCAGCCCGCGGCCUGCUACUCGCACCCCUACGUCGUCCACCGGCCGGGCAUCAUCUCGCAGGUGCCCCUCCGGCCCGGCGACCCCGCGGGCCAAGCGGCGGCCGGCGACGACGGCAGCCCGUCCUUGUCCCAGCUCGGCGACGCGAGCUUCAGCUCUUUGCCCUCCUUCUCCCACCUCGGCGACGACUCGUUGCUGAAGGCCGACGCGAUCGACGGGGCGUUCAUAUUGCGCAAGGACCCGCGGCGCGACGAGGCCGCGGCGCGGGCCAAGGCCGAGGCGACGGCCAAGGCCAUGAUCGCCGCGGACAAGGAGGCCAAGGUCUUCGAGCGGGAGCUCAAGCUGGGCCGCAAGCUCGAGGAGCACGAGAAGGGCGGCCAGGUCGCGCGGUUGAGCAACGACGAGCUGCGCCAGUACCUGGGCCUCUCCGGGCCGACGGCGAACGUGCCGCGGCGCCGGUCCAUCUCCAAGGACCAGGGCGGCCAGAUCACGACGGACCUCGACAACGUGCGCCGGGGCAUCGCGCCGGCGGACGGCGGGUCCCACGUCGAGGCGCCGUCCGCCGUGCUCAGCGCCGCGGCGACGUUCCUGGAGCUGCGCAAGCAGAAGCGCGACGACGAGGAGCGGCAGAAGCACGCGGAGGAGAAGACGCUGACGCCCGCGAUGGUCGAGAUGGCCAAGAAGUGGCGGGAGAAGGCGUCGGCGGGCGCGGGCCGGCGCGGGUCGCGGGCGUCUCUCGACUCCCUGCCGGACCUGCCCGAGGGCGCCCAGGCGGGGAGCGGCGGGCCGAGCCGCCGCGGGUCGCUCGGCGACGCCGCCGGCGCCGGCUCCGGCGGCGCGAGCCGGCGCGCGUCCGUCGGGUCCCUCGGCGACAAGCCGCCGCUGACGCUGGCGUCCCUGGCCCUGGGCGCCAAGGCCGCGCGGCGCCUGAGCCUCGGCGGCGGGCGGCGGUCGUCCGUGCGCGACCUCUCGGGCGGCAUGGGCCGGCGCUACAGCCGCAUGUCCCGCGGGUCCCUGGGCGACAUCUCCGGGGACGUGAAGAAGCUCGGGGACGCCGCUGGAGCCCCGCGACUUCUCGAGCCCCGCGACUUCGCCGACGCCGAGGAGCGCGACGCCGAGUUCCUCGAGACGCCGACGCCGCUGCCCGCGGCCGUGCCCGGCUGGGGCUUCCGCGUGGGGCCAAAGGGCCUCGGCUACUACAAGACGACGGCGGAGAAGGUCGCGCCGAAGGCGGUGCCGAAGCAGGCCGACAAGUUCGAGCGGAAGAUGGGCUGGGGGCGCCUCGCCAUCGCGGCGCUCGAGAACAACAACGUCAAGCAGCUCCGGUCCGCGGCCGCGACGACGUCGACGGGCCUCGAGGAGCUCAAGGUGAACCUGAACAUGCGCGUCAAGGGGGGGUCGAGCUGGUACUACGGCGACAAGUACGUGCGCAUGGGCCUCGACCCGGAGCCGUUCCCGCCGCGGCCCGGCGACACGCUCCUCCACAUGGCGCUCCGCCACAAGCGGUCCACGGCCUUCGUCGCGACGCUCCUCCAGCUCGGCAGCGACCGCAAGAUCCGCAACCGCUGCGGCGAGGCCGCCGAGGAGGUCCACCCCCUCGAUUUCGCGAGCGCGGAGGACCUCAUGGAGCGCUGGCGCCAGGAGAAGGCCAUCCACGUCGUCGGCGAGUCGCGCGACGCGAGCCGCGCGUCGACGCCGACGGGGACGAGCCGGGGCCUCGCGCCCGAUUAA